Andrographis paniculata is the source of this 1622-nucleotide messenger RNA. Its product is annotated as E3 ubiquitin-protein ligase Os04g0590900-like. Gene Ontology annotation, molecular function: transferase activity. The record is from RefSeq and is a predicted model, not a curated record. The transcript has a single exon. The coding region runs from base 433 to 1410 and encodes 325 amino acids. Lineage: Eukaryota; Viridiplantae; Streptophyta; Magnoliopsida; Lamiales; Acanthaceae. Gene Ontology annotation, biological process: protein ubiquitination.
GCAAAAACAACCCUUUAAAAAAGAAUUGCAAAAAAUCCAGCAAUGGGGUCCAAAAUCCACCUGUGUGUCAGAGAUCCAAUGAUGGAAGAUGAUGAAUUCUUGAGAUCCGGGACCUCCCAAGAAUCACUCUCCUUUUACCUAUCGAAAGAGACAACAAGUAGAUGAGGAGCAGUACUGACGACCAUACAUUCGAUCUACAAUCAUAUCCUUACUUAUAUCAGAUAUAUGGAUUUCUAAUAACACUUUGAACCCAUCUCUCGUAGAAAUUGAUUCUUGCAAAAUUAGGGUUUCUGUCCACUUUAGUUUCCUUCCCUUCUAAGCUCAGAUUUCAUAUUUCAAUUCAAUUCCCAACAAAUGAAUGCCGACAAUACACUCUCUCCUCUUUUAUUGCAGAUCUGACCGUCGAUCGGACAUCGAUCAUAUCCGCCAUUGAUGGGCUCUGUCGGGAACCAGAACCCCUUCUCCUCGUACGACAACUACCGGGAUUGCUCCCAGGGGAUUUGCAGCAUAUACUGCCCCCAAUACUGCUACCUAAUCUUCCCCCCGCCGCCGCCCUCCGACGACGGCGACGGACCCCCUUUCUCGCCGCUCAUCAUCGCCGUCAUCGUCGUGCUAAUCUGCGCCUUCGUCCUCGCGAGCUACUACACCUUCGCCACGAGGUACGCCACCGAUAGGGCGGCGGCUGCCGGUACUGACCUUCCCGGCGGAGGCGCGGAGGCCGCCGGCCUCAGCCACGACGAGGCCGGCCUGGAUCAGUGGGGCAAUCCGGCGGCGGCGCCACCCGGAUUGGAUGAGGCGUUGAUUAAGAAAAUAACGGUCUGCAAAUACCAAAAGGGCGACGGCCUAAUUGAAGGAACAGAGUGUGCUGUGUGUCUCUGUGAAUUUCAAGAAGACGAAUCCCUCAGGCUUAUGCCUAAAUGCAGCCACGCCUUCCACCUCCCUUGCAUCGACACGUGGCUCAAAUCGCAGUCCAAUUGCCCCAUGUGCCGCGCGGCCGUCGCAGCUUUCAGUUCGCCGCCGCCUGCGGCGGCGCCGGUCGUCAGCAUGAGCGCCUACGAGAGGCCGGAUGACCUGACAGUGGUGGUCGAUGAUGAUCAAGAAAGAACCUCCGACGAGCACGCAGUUGUUGUCGAGGAGGGUUUGGAAGAUGCGGAAAUUGAUCGAGGGAAUCCCGAGCACGCCGGAAGAUCGAUAGCCUCGCCACCGCCGGCGCGGCAGCUCCUGAUAUCGGAUAUACUUAAGUUCGAGGACAUUGAGGAGUACAUGAAAGCCGAGAGCGAUCAUCUUUGGAGAGGCACGGGAUCAUCUAGUGGGAACCGGAGCCGGGACGGGGACUUGCUUAGAUGCCCCGUGGCAACCAAGAAGUUUAGCCCCGGCGGGGGAUUCUUGUUCGGCGCUAAUGGCAAUUAAAUCCAGAAUAGUUACCUACGUCAUUUUGAUUUGAAUCCCGGCGGGCGCGCCGGAGUUUUGCGCCGAGCGGCGUCGCGUUGUGACAUACUUGAAAUUCAGUGUAGGAUUGGAAUAUACAGACAGUAUUGUGAAUUGCGAUUCUUGGAGAUUUGAUGCAGGAAAUGGAAUUUGAUUAUCUGUAGAAAACAAUAUAUAUGCUGUUGUGUUCUUGA